Molecule: messenger RNA, 831 nt
Organism: Penicillium arizonense
Lineage: Eukaryota; Fungi; Ascomycota; Eurotiomycetes; Eurotiales; Aspergillaceae
Product: SDR family NAD(P)-dependent oxidoreductase
Exons: 7
Coding region: 1-831 (276 amino acids)
Molecular function (GO): oxidoreductase activity, acting on the CH-OH group of donors, NAD or NADP as acceptor
Source: RefSeq, a predicted model, not a curated record
AUGGCUGCUACAGUAUCCCGUUUGCUACCUGGUAUAGGAUUCGUCAUGGGUUCUGCUACUGGAAUUGGACGCAGUACAUCGUUGGCGUUUGCUCGUGCCGGUGUCGAGGGCCUUUUCUUGGCAGACAUAAAUGAGGAAGCUCUGAGAAAGACGGCGGAUGAAAUUCGCCAUGCAGUACCCAACUUGAAAGUCAUAACUCAGCAAGUUGACAUCGGAAAUGAACAGUCCUGUGUUGAUUGUGUGCGCUCUGCAGCGAAAGCUUUCGGAAGAAUUGAUUACGUGCUGAAUAAUGUUGGAAUUGGCGGAGACCAAAAGCCAACAAUUCAACAAGAAAGUGCUGAGCUGACCAAAGUACUUAACGUGAACUUCGUUGGUCUUUGGAUUUCCCAGAGGGAGCAAGUCAAGCAGAUGUUGACGCAGGAGAAACUCCAGAUUCCGAGUGGGCGCGGAAAUCGUGGAGUGAUCACUAACACAGCCUCGAUUUUGGGUCUGGUUGGUGGUCCAGUAGGUGCUAGCCCUUAUGCCGCAAGCAAGCACGCAAUCCUCGGAAUGACAAAAACGGAAGCUGCGGCGUAUAGCAAAGAGGGAAUCAGGAUCAACAGCAUUUAUCCAGGUUAUGUGUCGACGGCGAUCCUUGGAAAUAACGACCCAGAACUGCGAUCCGAGAUUGAAUCAAAACAAACUGCUUUGAUUCCCAUGGGAAGGCUUGGAGACGCUGACGAGAUUGCUGACUGUGCCGUGUUUCUCUCGUCGCAUAUGGCAAGUUAUGUUACUGGGAGCGCAUUAGUCGUCGAUGGGUAUGUCUUCCUAAUGAUAGGUGCUAAUUCCUAA